Clunio marinus is the source of this 1713-nucleotide messenger RNA. The record is from the annotation of a GenBank genome assembly. NCBI's taxonomy places the organism in Eukaryota, Metazoa, Arthropoda, Insecta, Diptera, Chironomidae.
GUAGCAACUUGAAAUUUUUGGCAAAGAAAUUUCAUUUCGAAUCUUUUUUUAAAACUUAAAAGUUUUUUCUUCUUUCGCAAGAAGUUUAAUUUUUCAUAAUGGAACAAAUAAACAUUCUUGACUUUGACACUCCAAUACUUGAAAUGAUUUUAAGUAAUGUACACAAAAGAAAAAGUGCUGCUGAAACUUGCCGAACAUUUUAUGAAGUUGUUUGCCGAAUCGAGAAGUUUAAGCACAGAUUAGUUAUUAAUAAAAUCAAUAUCAAUCAAAGCAUGGAAUCAAUGAAGAAUUCCAGUCGAUAUUUUAAUGAACUUUGUCUUCACGAUUUGCCACUUUCUCACCAUAUGAACGAAGUGAUGUCAGUGUUAAGUGAGUUAGGUGGCACAAUAACAAGAGCUGAAGUUACAAGAGUUCGUGGAAUGGAAUGUCAACUUAUGGAGUUGUUGAAUCUUCUUCCGAAUCUUGAAGAACUUCAUUUGAAUUAUUUCUUCAAAGAUAAAGAAAGCGAAAACUUCAAAACAGUUUUGCAUUUAAAAAAGCUGAAGACAUUCAAAUUAAGUUCAUGGCAUGAGAUUCGUAAUAUUAUGGAUCAGUUAUUGAGUGGUGUCUUGGAAGAUGUCACAAUCGAAAUAUCAAGACAAGAACAUCAAGAUUUGUCGAAGUUUUAUGAAAAUCAAAUUAAUGUGAAAAAAUUAGAAAUCAGUUCUUCGUCGCAUCUCAGAUGGAUUAAUCAUAUGACACUUGACGAAUUCACAUUUAAUGAAGUAUUUGGUGAAGAUCUUUUAAAUAAUGAAGAAAUUAUUGACUUUCUUCGUACUCAAACGCGACUUGUUAAACUUGAUUUGCGAUGUGAAAUUAACGAUCCAAAAGUCAAAUUUAUAUGCACUUCCCUAGCAAGUUUGCAAUCUUUAAACAUUAAACUUUAUGAGAUUACUCCAGAGAUCUUAGAAAACCUUAAUAAUCUUAAAUAUUUAAACGAUCUUUCAUUCGGUGUAUUCGAAAUGGAUGUCAAUGUUUUCACAAUGGGACGAUUUUUAAAUAUAACUAAACUUGGAAUACGACAACAACAAUCGACAAUUAUUGACGUUGAAAAUUUGCUUGCAAUGGAAAAAGCAUUUCCUAGUCUACAAGAGAUUUCAUUGGAAGGGCUUGUACCUGUCAAUAUUUUUAUUAUUUUAAACAUUUUUGAACGUUUAACAGUAAUUGCAAUAAAAUUCUCACACGAACAUAAUGAAGAUUUCUUUGACCAUUCACACAUCAAAUCGACCUACUCAAAUAUCAAUAAAUUACGAUUGAAUCUCGAGGGAAGGAACAUUAUAAACGAGACAAAUAUUGAAAAUUUCCUCUCGUUUAUUUAUUCAAUGCCCAAAUUGGAAUCACUUGAAUUAGCUGACAUCGAAGUCAAUGAAACCACUGCGAGGAUGUUAGAAAAUUUGCCUUUAUUGAAAAGUUUUAAAAUCAGCAAAAUGACUUUGCCAUUAAAUUUUGAAUUUGACAACAGAUUUUCUUGCAUUCUAAGAACACUCAGCGAGAUAAAAACUUUGCAUUUACAUUUUUGGGCUACCGACAUUGAAUUUGACAGAUUUCAUGACGACAUGCAAAGAACAAUAAACGAUCAACUCGAGAAAUUGAAGAUAAAAAUCGAUCGAUGUACUUAUAGUGGAAGUGUUAAUUUUAAAAUUCUCAAUUGAAGAAAGUUCUCUUAAAUUUCAU